Acanthosepion pharaonis is the source of this 891-nucleotide messenger RNA. Lineage: Eukaryota; Metazoa; Mollusca; Cephalopoda; Sepiida; Sepiidae. The record is from the annotation of a GenBank genome assembly.
AUGGGUAAACUGUCCCCAACUUGGGCAUGUUCAUUUUCAUGGUUUUCUCUUUUCACUUUUUUUCAUAUAAGCUUUCAGAUCAUUGUUGAUGUGCCGUUGUCUUCUCUUCUGGUUGUGCUUUUCACUUUGCCCAACAUAUUGUUUUCUUUCUUCUCACUUUUCUUGACUUCUGUUUGUUGUCCACCAUUUUGCAGCGUAUCAAGUGUAGGAGAAUUUGAAGAUGAAAUUGAAGUGUUUUUGAGAAUGAGAAUAAAGUUUAUUCAUCUGUUUAUUCUUUGCAUCCCCUCCUUGAUACAUUUGUUCAUCUCUUUCACUAUAUUGCAUUUUGUUUACUCUUUUCUUUUUAUAUGCUAUUACACUACUUUUUCUUUCUUCAUCUUUACCUUGGUUGAUUUUGGUUUUCUUUCUUCACUUUUCUCCCAUUUUGUUGCUUUUUAUUUUUCUUUCUCUCCAGUGUUUCUUCUUUUUGUCAUUUCAUAUUUAUUUUUCUUUUCUUCCUUUAUCCCACCACAUUUUUCUCUUUGCUUAUCUUCAAAAUUUUCUUUUCAAGUCAUUUCUUUUUCUUUUUACUUCAAAGUUUUCCUUUCUAUUUAUCAUUCUUUCAUCCUAAUUUUUUGUUCUUUCGGUCAAAAUCUUUCUUUCUCUUUGUUUCCUCCAAAGUCCUCCUUUUUACCAAAGUUUUUUUUUCUUCUUUCCUUUCUUGAGUUGAAUUUGUUUGUUUCCUUCCUGCUAAUUUUUAUUUUUUUAUCCUUUAUCCCUCUCUAUUUUCCCAUCUUUUCUUUUUUCAAAUCAAUUUUUCUCUUUUCUUUUCUCCCUCUCUCAUUCAUUUCUUACUGCCUCACUUUCCUACUUUCAUCUUUUCUGUCUUUCACAUCUCUCACUUUACUUUAG